This is a messenger RNA of Epinephelus lanceolatus (giant grouper), 11258 nucleotides long. The record is from RefSeq and is a predicted model, not a curated record. NCBI's taxonomy places the organism in Eukaryota, Metazoa, Chordata, Actinopteri, Perciformes, Serranidae.
GGCACAGUGAGUUCAGAGGUGUCAUGGCGGUUGGGUCUUUCCCGGAGGAAGACGGCGUUUCGCGGGGGGAAACAGCCCAGCGCGCACUAGUUGUCGCUCGGCGGAGAGAUACACGACGCAGCCGGGACUUUGUGUGAGCGGAGCUGAAUGGAGGCAGCCUCUUCCUGGUGGAUAAACAGUGACAGCUACAGGGCAGCCACCUAGACCCACCACACAGGCUCUGGCGCUGCCCUGGCAAACAACACCAAAAUGGCUUCAGACAGUACACACAUCGCGCAGUUGACUUCUGAACUGUACUUCCUAAUAGCCCGAUUUCUAGAAGCUGGACCGUGUCAAAAAGCAGCCGAGACCCUGAUAAGGGAGGUGGAGGAGAAGGAGCUGCUACCCAUAAGGCUGGACUGGACAGGGCAGGAACACCCCGGGACGUACGAAAAUUUGGGCACCUUUGCUUUUGAAAAUCUCAGCAAACCAACAGGCAUUUGGGUGAAGCAAUACCGCCACAUCAGUCCAGACCACCUGCUGCAGGUCUGCUCCAGAGUUUGUCCACUGCUGGAGAGGGAGGUCCCUGCCAGUGUGCCCGGACUCACCAGCCUGCUGGGGGCUGGAAGGCAGAAUCUCCUCCGCACCAGCAAGAACUGCAAGCAUGUUGUGUGGAAGGGCUCAGCGCUGGCUGCGCUGCACUGUGGACGACCACCGGAGCCGCCUAUUAUCUAUGGGAGCCCACCUAACAUUGUCGAGACAUGCUUCAGCCGUCGACUGAAUGGCUCCUAUCGUCUCCGGCAGCUGGUGCCCACGGCCGUGUACCUGCACAUGAAGAUGCACAAGAGGAUCCUGGGACACCUGUCGUCCGUGUACUGCCUCACCUUCGACAGGACGGGACGACGCAUCUUCACGGGCUCAGACGACUGCCUGGUGAAGAUCUGGGGAACAGAUGACGGGCGUCUGCUGGCGACGCUCCGUGGCCACGCCGCUGAGAUUUCCGACAUGGCCGUCAGCUACGAGAACACAAUGAUCGCGGCCGGGUCCUGUGACAAGACCAUCAGGGUGUGGUGCUUACAGACCUGCGCCCCUUUGGCCGUCCUGGAGGGUCAUGCAGCGUCUAUCACAUCACUGCAGUUUUCGCCUCUCUGUUGCGGCUCAAAGCGCUACCUGUCCUCCACCGGAGCUGACGGCACCAUCUGCUUCUGGCAGUGGGACGCACGCACGCUCAAGUUUGGGCAGAGGCCCAGUAAAUUCACGGAGCGUUCCAGACCUGGCGUCCAGAUGAUCUGCUCCUCCUUCAGCGCAGGUGGUAUGUUCAUGGCCACAGGAAGUACAGAUCACAUCAUCAGGGUGUACUAUUUCGGCUCAGGCCAACCAGAGAAGAUCUCUGAGCUUGAGUCUCACACAGACAAAGUCGACAGCAUCCAGUUCUCACAUUGCAGUGACAGGUUUGUAAGCGGCAGCAGGGACGGUACAGCACGAAUCUGGCAGCUGCAGCCUCAGGGCUGGAGGAGCAUUCUGCUGGACAUGCAGACCAAAUUACCCGGGAAGUACAAUCCUCCCCCGCUGGAAGACAAAGUGACCAAGCUGAAGGUUACUAUGGUAGCAUGGGAUCGCCACGACGGUACGGUGAUCACAGCGGCCAACAAUCUGACGCUGAAGGUGUGGAACUCCAUCACCGGCAACCUCGUCCACGUCCUGAUGGGUCACGAGGACGAGGUGUUUGUCCUGGAGCCGCAUCCCUUUGAUCCAAGGAUCCUCUUCUCAGCAGGGCAUGAUGGGAAUUGCAUUGUGUGGGACCUGGCCAGAGGAGUCAAGAUCCGCUCCUAUUUUAACAUGAUCGAGGGCCAAGGGCACGGAGCCCUGUUCGACUGCAAAUGUAGUCCAGAUGGGCAGCAUUUUGCAGCCACUGACUCCCAUGGACAUCUGCUCAUAUUUGGCUUUGGCUCCAGCAGCAAGUAUGACAAGAUAGCGGACCAGAUGUUCUUCCACACCGACUACCGGCCGCUGAUCCGAGAUGCCAACAAUUACGUCCUGGAAGAGCAGACUCAGCAGGCGCCACACCUGAUGCCCCCUCCCUUCCUGGUGGACGUGGACGGGAACCCCCACGCCCCCAGAUACCAGCGGCUGGUGCCCGGCAGGGAGGGCUGCAGAGACGAGCAGCUCAUCCCACAGAUGGGCGUCACUUCCUCAGGCCUGAAUCAAGUGGUGAGUGAGCAGGCGGUGGACGGUCCCAGUCCUCUAGACACGAUGAUUCAGAGGCUGCAGCAGGAACAGGACCAAAGACUGGGAACGAAUGACACUUCUGCCUCAGCAAACACCAGGUCCAGCAGAGGAUCGGUGGGUUCGCCCACAGAGGUGCACUCUCCGCCCAAUGUUGGUCUGCGUCGCAGCGGGCAGAUCGAGGGUGUCCGCCAGAUGCACAGCAACGCCCCGCGCAGCCAGAUGGCCACAGAAGGAGACCUAGUGGCCUGGAGCCGCAGGGUGCUGGUCCCUGAGCUGGAGGACGCCUCUGUCAGGAGACAGGUAAACUGGCGUGAGGCUAAAGGGGAGGAGGAGAUAAAUAUUUAUCAGUCAGAAAGGAGGAGACGCACCAUCCACUCGCUCCCCAAGGAGAGCAGGGUUCAUCCAACAUCAGAGUCAGUUGAUGAGGGGAGGAGGAGCCAAGGUAACCACGGCUACCACACACGUGCGGCUAUGGAGGAGACGAGCCGCCAGAGCGCCGAGGCUGCUGAUGACGAUGAAAGCACCUCAGAGGCAGAGGUGGAGGUACGGCAAAUCAACGGGCAUUCCUCAGAGGACGAGAAGGAAGAAGAGCAAAAGGAGCCCUGGCCAGACGACCACAGUAGCUCAAGCGACUACUCCAGCGAUUACUCUGACUGGACGGCGGACGCGGGGAUCAACCUCGAGCCGCCCAAGAAGAGUGUGAAAGUGAAAAAGAAGAGCAGCGGCUCUGAGGAGGACGGAGAGAAGAAGAGGGACGGCAAGAAGGAAAGGAAGAAAGACAAAGCAGACAAAGACGGCACGUUACCAAAGAAGAAGCAGCCAAAGGAGAAAAGGAAGAGGACAGACCUUCAGGAGCAAGGCCUCACUCUGGAGGAGUGGCUUCCCUCGGCCUGGAUCACAGACACGGUCCCCCGGAGAUGUCCUUACAUACCCCAGAUGGGAGACGAGGUAUACUACUUCAGACAGGGCCACGAAGCCUAUGUGGAGAUGGCCAAACAAAAAAAGAUUUACAGCAUCAAUCCUAAGAAGCAGCCCUGGCACAAGAUGGAGCUACGGGAGCAGGAACUGAUGAAGAUAGUCGGCAUCAAGUACGAGGUCGGCUUGCCCACACUGUGCUGUCUGAAACUUUCCUUCCUGGACCCCGACACCGGAAAACUGACCGGAGGAUCCUUCUCUAUGAAAUACCACGACAUGCCUGAUGUAAUCGACUUCCUGGUUCUGAGGCAACAGUUUGACAACGCCAGAAAGAGGCAGUGGACUAUAGGUGACAGGUUUCGGUCAGUGAUUGACGACGCCUGGUGGUUUGGGACCAUUGAGAGCCAGGAGCCGUACCAGCCUCAGUAUCCUGACAGCCUGUUUCAGUGCUACAACGUCUGCUGGGAUAAUGGAGACACAGAGAAGAUGAGUCCUUGGGACAUGGAGCCCAUCCCUGACGACGCUGCUCUCUCCUCUGCAGCCACGUUCCCUGAAGAGUUGGGCAUGAGUGUCCCGCUGAUAGAAGAAGAGCAGAAGGAGCUGCUGUACGUCCCACUGGACGGGGAAUGGGGCUGCCGCACACGCGCAGAGGAGUGUGAACGCAUCAUCAAAGCCAUCGACCAGCUCUGCACACUCGAUGUGGCAGCGCCGUUUGCCUUUCCAGUGGACCUACAAGCCUACCCCACAUACUGCACAGUGGUGGCCUACGUCACUGACCUCAGCACCAUCCGGCAGAGGCUGGUGAACCGCUUCUACAGACGCCUGUCCUCUCUGAUGUGGGAGGUUCGUUAUAUCGAACACAACGCCCAAACAUUCAAUGAGCCCGGAUCAUUCAUUGUCACUACGGCCAAGUUUGUCUCUGACCUCAUGCUGCAAUUCAUCAAGGACCAAAAUCUGACAGACCUCAUGCCCCUCUAUAAAACUAUGAAGAAGGCUACCUUCUCUGACUCUGAAGAUGAGGACGAUGAGGAGGAGGAUGAAGAUACUAACACUCCUGGAACGUCCACAAGAAACCAUAAGGGUCGUCGACCCACACAGCGGCAACUGCGAACCCGCCCCCCUUCCUAUGACCCUCAUGCGUGGAGAGGACGCUGUAAGGAGCUGCUAGAUCUCAUCUUUCAGUGUGAAGACUCGGAGCCUUUCAGAGAACCUGUGGACCUGCACGAGUACCCGGACUACCUGCAAAUAGUUGACUCACCGAUGGACUUUGGCACCGUCCUCAACACCCUCAAAGAAGGAAAGUACCAAUCUCCCAUCGAGCUCUGCAAAGAUGUCCGGCUCAUUUUCAGCAAUUCCAAAGCUUACACGCCCAGUAAGAAGUCUCGGAUCUACAGCAUGAGUCUGAGGCUCUCUGCACUGUUUGAGGAGCACGUCAGCUCCAUCCUGGCCGACUACAAGGCCAUCCACGGCCUGACGGAUAAACUGACCCGACAGGGCACGGACAGACAGACACGACACGCUACAGACAGGCAGACACGGCACGCCAUGAAGAGGAGGAGGAGGAGGAGCGAAUCUCCAACAAGCAGCACUGCAUCCAGUCCAGAGAGGAAGAGACGUGUGUCGUUGAGGGUGACAGGAAAAAAGGAGCCAUCACCACCUCCUGCACGACCCUCCUCUCUGAGACAGAGCACCCCCCUCAAACAGCCCCCUCAGCUGGUCAACGGGAAGGCAGAGACGCCGGCUGCAGGGCGGACACGAAGUGGGGCACGCCAUUCUACACACUCGCCACCCUCCUCAUCCUCCUCACAUAACGCUGUGAGCAACACACAGAGCACAGCAGAGUCUACCCGCUCACUGAGGGCUCAUAACUCUGUGUCAGCUCCACCGCCACCAGCUCCUGAAAAGGUGACGCCUUCUCCAGCUGCGGAAAGUAGCAGUGGAGGAAGCACCCGGAGGAAACUCAGGACUCCUGUACGACACACACCUGGCUCUCCUGCCAGCCCAUCAUCUCAGAGCACAGCCCACCUGAACGGCCACAGCAGUCAUGUGACCCUGGGAGUGGGGAGGAGGGGGCGGAAAUCCAAAGUAGAGCCGCCAGUCAGCCCUCCAGAAGUCACAACUCCAGGGAGCCCCUCCAGACCACGAGGCCGCCCUCCUGGCAAGAAGAGAGGCAGGAAGAGCAAGCAGGAGCUGGAAGAGAUGAGACGGAACAGCACCCGCAGGAGCUCCACCCCCGAUGACGAGCUUGACCAAUCAACAGGGGACGAAGGCGGGACAUCUUCGGCGCAGGAGACAUCUGUGCUGUCGGACUCAGGCGCGGCGUCUACGCCGAGACGGCGCGGCCGGCCUCGAGCAGUAAGAACUGACGAAGCCACUCCUCCUCCUGCUGAGUCACCUGAGCCCUCGCCACUGAGAAGGAGCAGCAGGAGAGCCAACGAGGAGGUCACGCCUCCUAGCCAGGCUGCUCCUCAGCAGAGGAGCAGAUCCAAUCGAAAUGAAUCUCCAAAGGAGGAGGCAGGAGAGGAGGCAGGAGGGUCGAUGCGCACGCGCAACCAGGGGCGACGGUCCGCCUGGUACAUGGAGGAGGACUCUGAGGAGGAGCAGAGGCAGCUGCUGUUUGAGGACUCGUCAAUCACCUUUGGCACCUCCUCGAAGGGACGCGUCCGCAAGCUGACAGAAAAGGCCAAAGCCAACCUGAUAGGCUGGUAACGGAGGUCAGACACACAGGAUGUGAGGAGGAGGCUGACAGAAGAGGAAAUCCGCCUGAGAUUUCUUCACAUCGGAGGAAGUUGAGGAAGACAUGCUUGGUGUCGUACACAUCUGUGCGUGUAUGUCCGGGAGCUGCUCGUCCAGCUGCUGCUGUUCAAAGCUGUGGCGAUGGAGAAACACAACAGCUGUCUGCUGUUGUCCGCUCCUCCUUCCUCUCGGCCCAGUAAGCACAUCACUACGCCAGAUAACGCAUGUUCAUACGACUCCUCCAACAUUAUUGGUCCAUGUUGGAUCCCAAGGGAGCUCACUGACUCACUCCUGUCCAGCGAACCACUCUUCACCUCCGUCUGCCCUCAGACACUGUCAGGGUGACAGAGCGGGCGAAACAGUAGUCGAACAGUUUUAGUACUUGAAAAACAAAGUCAGGAGGAGAGCUGGAUGUAUCGUAUCUCACUCCUGAUAUUUUUGAGGACUUUUCAAGUGUCUCUGGCGGGUACGUCAAAGACGCCCACUGAGCUGAAAUUGUUAGGUCCGUGACGGAUUACAGACCGCUGGCCUGACAACGCCCCCUCCUUCAUUGCUCCUGCUCUUUUUUUAUACACCCCCCCCUUCUCUGCUUUUUCUAAGAUUUGUACGUGAUGAUCGGCUCUGUUUUGGAAGUCUUACAUCGGCUGACCUGAGCGUGUCCGUCUGCGCUAACAUACCAAAUGGCGUACCUCUGUUGGUACUGUAGAUUUGUAGGUUUUGUUUACCGUUGACGUGCGAGGGUGUGAGUUCUCUUUUUUUUUUUCUCGCAUGUUUAUUAGAAACAAAAAGCAUCUCUUUGUUUUUCUAGAAGCUGUUUUUACUGUGAGGAGGAGCGAACGGAUGCAUGGGUGAAAGGGGUCAUUUAUAUGUCUCGAUAGAUGUUUCAAUGCGUCCUCAACAUUAGCAAUACCUUGUGCCUUUAUGUCUUCGGUGUGUGUGCGUGUGUGUGCGAGUGCAUGUGUGUUUAAGGCCUCUGCCCUGCAAAGUACAUGUGCCUGUGUGUGACUGUGCGAGUUUGCGUGAACUGAAGGAGCGCGUGUUGUUUUUAUAACACAGAGUUGAGUGCGUCGUUCACUUUCAGCGUACAAACAGUGGCAUACAGUUCGAUCGUUGUGAAAAACCUCUCAAAGAAAUGUAUUUAUGGCAGUUUGAAAAAAGAAAAAAGACUUUACUGUUGUUGUAAAACCAUUAUUCAUGUCAAUAUAUUAUCCUAUAACCAACCUAUCGUCAGUUUAUACCUAAGGUACAGCAGCCAGUGGAGCUUUGGGUGACUAGCUUUGAGAUGCACUUACCACAGACCGGUUAUCAAUGCAGUCGUAGGGAGUAACCCUGUGUAUUUUAAAAAUUUAACAUAUAAAAAGGAACUUUUUAAGUGUUGAUAUGUUUCUAUGGUGACCAACCCCCCCCCCCCCCCCCCCCCACACACACACACACACACACACAGGAUUUCUGUCUCGCAUGUUCUAGCACUUUCACAAAACAGGAUCGAGCCAGAUCAAACCUGAUCGGACGGAAAGCAGAGAGAGACUGACAAGUCUUAUAUUCAUCUUUCUGAUUGUGUGCCUUCGCUACUCUGGCAUAUUGAAUCCUCCUUUUCUGCUUUUGGGGCCUUUUCUUUAUUUCUUUUUUUAUUUUGGACUUCCUGGUUCUGCUCAAGGAGACUUUGUGUAGUGUCCUCGGUUCAGAGAACUGGAUUUCGGAGACUGGACCGGACCUGACAGGCUCUUAUAGUGAAAGAGAGAAAAGACCGACUGAAGACAAACACGUCGCUCUCUCUCUGUACACACAGCUAAUGGACUGAGUUUAUAAUGAUGAAGCCUCCAGUUUUGAUACGUGUGUUUUUACCCCGGCGUUGGGCGCAACUGAUGCCAAAAUCAGCCACUUGUGUUGCAGGUUCGACCGGGGAGAACUGGACGGUAGCAUCUGUACACACCUGGUUCGUCUCGUAGGUCUUUGUCGUCACAUAUUAAUGAACAUAUAUCUCAUCUGUUAUCAUGUUUUUGUUAUGCAUUUGUCAAUGCCAAAUUCUGUCUUUGGGCACUGAAGUUUUUAGAACAUGGCUUUUGAAUGUGUUUUAUUUCCUGUCUCCACAGUCGAGUGCGUCGAGCUCUGUCACAUUUAACGUGUCAACUGUUUUCUGUCUGUGUCCCCCCCCGCCAUACAGGACGAUGUUUCCGUGACUAGAUCUGUGGAGUUAGAUCAGUGUUUUAUACUCUGUCACACUUAUUUGAGGAUACAAUUAACAACUGUUUUUUUCACUCAGUCACAAAAGAUUUGUUUAUAUUGUGUAUAUGAAGAGUUUUAUUACAGAUUGAGACAGCCUAAAACACUGACACCUUCCUCCGCAUAUGACUGCUGGAAUGGGAAUAACAAUUUUGGGGGUUUGUGUUAAAGGGUGACUUUGGUAUUUUUCAACCUGGACCCCAUUUGCACACAUUUUUGUGUCUGAGUGACUAAUGGGAACAACAGGUUUUAAAAUUGGUCCAGUAUUGAGCGAGAGGGCUGCAAAAUGGGCUGCACUGUAAAUACUUGGGGCAUGUUCACACUGUCAGUUUACGUCCACUGAAAGUGCUGGCUUUUGCCACUGAUAGGCUCUGAUUGUUAAUAGAAGUGUCCAACAACAUUAUGGAAAGGAUCCCUACAGAGAUAGACCUUUUUGUUAAAGAGUGACAUCCUUUUUUGUUCAACCACAACCAGCCCUGAAAUCGCCAACGCCAAACCUACCAGACUCCAUUUAAAUAAACAGUAAUUUUAGCGUGUAUAGAUCCAGCAUAUUUUCACAUGUAACUGGAUACUUAAGGGUUAAUUUAACCAAAUCAGAGUUGGUGAUGGUUGGAACAGUGGAGAGACAAACCAAGAUGGCUUGUGUGGGUUUUGUUUUCUUUCUGUCAACUUUGAAUUAAGUGAGUUUAACACUGAUAAAAUUACUGUUUUUUUACUGUUGAGUCUGGUGCAUUUGGCGAUAGCGAUUUCAUUGCUGUCUGGUUAAACAAAAGGAUCGUAAGUCCCUUUUACACUGUCUGUUCAAGGUAGGAAUGUCACACUGUGAGUCGGCCUCGUCGUUCUUUAUAAAAGAUACGAUCACGGGAAUUGAAUGGAGUUGUCUCGCCUUUAAGCUGGCAGCAGAGGGAGUAACAGCAUGAAAUAGACAUCUGUGUACAAGGGACAGCCGGCAGGACGAGACAAGCGUGAUGUUUUGACGGCCUGUUAUGUGUGCGACCCAUGGCCGGGAGAUUUACAAAGAAGUUAGCAGUUAGCAGCUAACUCAAAGAAAAAGAACAGCAGCCAAAGAAGCAUUGAGGUCCAGGAGCUCCUUACCCUCAGAGCAGAAGACGAGAUCAGCAGGCAUGUAACAGAUGCAGUGAGUGAUUGUUAUUGCCAUGUUAAUGCCAUUAUUACUGUUUAUGAAGCGCUGCCGACGCGUAUAUGUCACAUUUGAGGCUGAUGCUGUUGUGUCACAUGUCACACCCGUCACACCUCUUCUGCUUCUGCGAUGACAGCAUGCUGUCUAAAAUCACACACUGGAGCGUUGUGUUGUUUCCAUCCAUCCAUCCAUCCAUCCAUUUUCAUCCACUUAUCCGGGGCAGCAGGCCAAGCAAAAUACUCUAGACGUCCUUCUCCCCAGCAACGCUUUCCAGCUCCACCUGGGGGACAUCAAGGCUUUCUCAGGCCUAAUGAGAUAUGUAAUCCUUCCAGUGUGUUCUGGGUCUGCCCCGGGGCCUCCUACCAGUUGGACAUGCUUGGAACACCUCUAACAGGAGGCACCCAGGAGGAUACUGAUCAGAUGCCCCGAACCACCUCAACUGACUCCUUUCAACGCAAAAGAGCAGCAACUCUACUCCAAACUUCCUCAGGAUGUCCGAGCUCCUCACCCUAAGGCUGAACCCAGACACCCCAUGGAGGAAACUCAUUUCGGCCGCUUGUAUUCAUGAUCUUGUUCUUUCGGUCACUACCCAGAGCUCAUGACCAUAGGUGAGGGUUGGGGCGUAGUUGGACCAGUAAAUUGAAAGCUUUGCUGUGGUUUGGUUCUGUGUCAGAAUGCUAAGGCAGUGUCGUGCGAUCUCUGUGUAAAAUGGGCUUAACUCUUCAGCAAAAAGGGUCCGUCUCUGUAGGGAUACUUUCCAUAAAGUUGUCAGACACUCAGAAUAAUUAUUUGAGCCUGUCAGUGGCAAAAAGAAAGCACUUAAAGUGGACAUAAGUUGUUACAUUGCAGCCUUUUUCGCUGCUGCCACCUGCAGCCCUCUUAAUACUGGACCAGUUUCAGAAAAUGUUGUCGCCAUUUGUACCAUGAGAAAAUGGAGUCUAGGUUUAAAAAUGCAGAAGUCACCCUUUAAAAAUCGGAUGCUAAUGAUCUUUGCCCACAGAGCUAUGUAUUUGUGGGCAAAUAUCAUUCCUUCGUGGGCACAUAAAGGUUUUGGAUUGUUUUCUAUCUCAAUCACAAAUAAUCAUAUUUACAUAUAUGCACAGAUUAUCAUGAGUCGAGUUAGGAAACAUUAUUUCAGACCCAGGCUUCUCGAACCUUGUGAGCUCAAACACGAUGUUUACAAAAACACAGUACUUGAGAAUCCAAAAUGUCUGCCGCAUUUUACGCGGAUGUACAGAUUUCAUGAAUGAUCGGUGGCUCACCUGCUCCAACCUGCUUUUAGCCACUGUAUACCCAGAUAAUAAGGGGACGGCCGGGGGUGUUUGCCCUCUGGUUUCCCGUUGGAGUACAGUCAGAGUGGGAGUGCAGUCAGGUCGAUAUCAAACUAUUCUGCUCACGCGCUUCUUCAUCACAUCACCCACACUACCUGUAUUUAUCACAUCUGUCGGAGUAAAAGAGCUGAUUUAGAGUUGCGGGUCAGGUUACCUUAACCACGUUAGUGCAACCUGUAAUCAUUUCAAAGGGGCCUUAAAAGAAAGUCACUGGUUUAUAAACAAGGUUUAGGUUCUGACUUCAGUUUAUCUUUAACAACACGUUCUGACUCAGCAGCUCAGAUCAGCCCUCUUACUUCACCCCGCACUGCAUUUUGGAGCUCAUGUACACACACAUUUACCACAGGCCUGUGCUAAUGUGUGGCAGAGUUUUGUGUUGUUUGUGUCCUCUGGCUGAGCCUCAAAGCGUUUGGUCAGAGGUUAAAGGUCACGGGGUGUGUGUGUGUGUGUGACGUGGCUGCAUGUGAGCCACCAGGAAGCAUUUUUAAGUUUUAAGGGGACGGGACGGGAGGGGAAGGGGACAGGGGUCGUCUGUUUCACGUGAACUGAUGGAAGAGGAUGUCUUUGUUAGUUUGGAUACUUUUUAUAUAUAAAGGAAUUAAUGCAAAAAAGAAGCAUAAAGCUAGAAUGUAUGUGUAGGGGAGUAUUGCUGUCCUGUUAGUUCAUACCAAUAUUUUAAGUAAAUAAACAGUUGUGUUUCCAUA